CUUUAAGUUCGCAGUGGAUGUGCACGCUAAGAGUUUGUGGAUAUAAAAGAGUUUAAAUAAAAUUUAUUACGAACAUUUUUUUACAAAUAAUUUAAAUAUGUCGUCCAGUGAAGUUUAUCGUUAUUAUUACAAAACAACAGAAGAUCUGCAGGCGUUUAAAACAAAUGCUAUGGAAAAUUAUUUUAAUCCGAUGGCAGCAUAUAAUCCUCCAGUGCAACAACAAAACCAAUAUAAUUGUAAUUCGCUCAGCAACUCCAACAAUUUUUUAACAACAAAUGGAUUCAUCAAUUUUGAGCAAGCAUCCUCGGAUGGCUGGCUUACUUCGUCGCCUGCAAGUCAUCGUUCCGAAAGUCCAGAAUAUGUAGAUUUAAAUAGUAUUUAUAAUACAACUAUAGGCCAACAAAUGCUACAACCAGUUAAUCAAUUUGGCAUCAGUUUAGAACAACCACAACAAUUAUUAGCCGAACUGCAGCAGACCCCCAUAAUGGGUUCUUCAAAUAUGGGCACAUGCAAAACUGUACCUACAACUUCCGCAACUAAACCAAAACGUCAAUAUACACGAAAACAGCAACACAACACAGUUCCUGCUACUACUUCAAUGAUGCCUGCACAACAAAGUCCCACCAGCGAGACGAGUCUUCACCUAUAUAACGAAGAAUUUCAAAAUUUUGACUUCAAUAAUUCCGCACUUUUUGAUGUCGACGAUAGCGUUGAUGAUGAUGAUGAAAAUAUGCUACUAUUUGGCCACGCACAGGAUGAUUUCAGUGGGAGUUCUAAUUUUGAUAUCGCCGAUGAGGAAGCCGAAGAUGCGCUGUUAUCAAAUAUUGAAACAGAGAAGACAAUAGGCAAGAGGAAGCGCGGAAAACAAAUCUCACCUGUAGUUAAACGCAAACGCCGCUUAGCCGCAAAUGCACGUGAACGUCGUCGCAUGCAGAAUUUGAAUCAAGCAUUUGAUAGGCUACGUCAGUACUUACCUUGUUUGGGAAAUGACCGCCAACUCUCCAAGCAUGAAACCUUACAAAUGGCACAGAGCUAUAUCGCAGCUUUAGGCGAUUUGUUACGUUAACUUUUAGUUGAAUAAUUAGUUGCACUUGUUAGAAAAAUGUAUAUAACCAAAAAUAUUUUUAUAUUUUAGACAUAAAACCAGUGUUCUUUUGUAUUAUAUUUUUAUAGUAUUUAAAAUAGUUUAUUCAUAUUUUAAUUAGUAAAUUAAUUAGUAAUGUUUAAUUGUUAUGUGUAAGAUAUUUUUCCGGAAGACAACGAUUUAAAAGAUAAUUCAUUAAAAAACUAC
Molecule: messenger RNA, 1291 nt
Organism: Teleopsis dalmanni
Lineage: Eukaryota; Metazoa; Arthropoda; Insecta; Diptera; Diopsidae
Product: protein atonal-like
Exons: 1
Coding region: 98-1066 (322 amino acids)
Molecular function (GO): protein dimerization activity
Source: RefSeq, a predicted model, not a curated record